UUGGGCCAGAGGAGAGUUUUUUUUUUUUAAAAAAAUAUAUAUAUAUAUAUUGCAUCGGCGGUUAUAUAUGCAUAUAUGUAUAUAUAAUAUUCUUGCUGGAAGGAAACGCACGCACACACGGAGAGGUGUCUUAUAAAAAAAAAGAGAGAUCCAAGUUCGGAAGUGUGUUUUGCUUGUUCGUGCAGGGUUGUUUUUUUUCCCUUUUUUUGCCCCCCCAAAAGAGAAAAGUACCAUCUUCCUGUGAUAGGAGGCUCCUGAGAGGAAACUUCUACCUAUCAAUGCACGACCAAUGGGUUAUAUCCUUCAUCGUGACCUCAUGGUUUAAGCGGGAAUAAAGAUGAGUAUAAGCAGUGAUGAGGUUAACUUCCUCGUAUAUAGAUAUUUGCAAGAGUCCGGGUUUUCUCAUUCAGCAUUUACCUUCGGUAUCGAGAGCCAUAUCAGCCAGUCCAACAUCAACGGUGCUCUGGUGCCCCCAGCUGCUUUGAUUUCAAUAAUUCAAAAAGGCCUGCAGUAUGUGGAGGCGGAAGUCAGUAUUAAUGAGAUAAUCAUACAGAUAUGAUGGAAGUGGAUGGUGAUGUUGAAAUCCCUCCUAACAAAGCAGUGGUGCUGCGGGGUCACGAAUCUGAAGUUUUCAUCUGCGCCUGGAACCCUGUCAGUGAUCUUUUGGCCUCAGGAUCUGGAGAUUCAACGGCAAGAAUCUGGAAUCUUAGUGAAAACAGUACCAGCGGAUCUACGCAGCUGGUGCUUCGGCACUGUAUACGAGAAGGAGGGCAAGACGUACCAAGUAACAAAGAUGUAACAUCUCUGGAUUGGAAUUAUGGGACGUAGACCGAGGAAUUUGCAUCCACACCUUGACGAAACAUCAAGAACCUGUGUACAGUGUAGCUUUCAGUCCUGAUGGUAGAUAUCUGGCCAGUGGUUCUUUCGACAAAUGUGUACACAUCUGGAAUACACAGACGGGUGCUCUGGUGCAUAGUUAUCGGGGGACAGGAGGCAUUUUUGAGGUUUGCUGGAAUGCAGCAGGAGACAAAGUUGGAGCGAGUGCUUCAGAUGGUUCAGUUUGCGUACUAGAUCUACGGAAAUAGCGCUACUAGUUGGAAGCCAUGGACCGACUAUGAAUGUGUACAUAGCCAAAAUGACUGUCCCCACGACCCAUGUACUGCUAUUGUCCCAACUGAACCAUGGCCAGUCCACUACAGCCAAACCUGAAAUAAUUAAAUACAUGUACUGUACAUUUUCUUUUUUAAAAAAAAGCAAACAAUUAUACCCUGAAGAAGAUGACAGAGUGAUGUCACAGCUUGUGAAGCCUGUUCACCAAGUGCUGGAAUUUGCUGCAGCCACUCCCCUACCCCCAAAAAAAAGAUUGGAAGUGGGAGGAAAUUUAAAACAAAAACAAAAAAAACAGGACAUGAGAGAAAGAGAACCGAAAUAUGCAAUGAGCCCGUUUGAGAGUAUCAGAUUGAGGAAAGCUUGUGUAUGGCUUAUUCUUUUCCCUAUCUUCUUUGUCCUCUUUUCUUUAUUUUUGUCCUUUAUGAAACUUUUGUUUUCCCUCCUUUCUGAUCCUUCCCCACCACCCCAAUAGGUAAUGACUAGGUGGGUUUUAUUUUUUCAUGUGUAGGGAAAACAAACUUGCAUAUAUCCCUGCAACAGUGAUUUGUUCAUUGCUUUUCCCCGUUGUGCUCUUAAGGUUUACUAAUGCUUGAAGCCAGGAUGUGGCAUUCUUUUCUAGGUUGUGGUGCAUCUUUUCAUUAAGAAUUGGAGGGAGGGGAAUCCUUUUCAGCAGUUCUUUCAAUUCUUCCUUAACUUUAUAGACAUCUGGAAAGUGUUCUGUAGAUCUUCUUCCAGUUUAGACAAAGAGGAAGAAAACAAAACCCAUCCUGACCAAUGAGGGUCAACAUUCCUUUAUUCUUUUCGUCGGAUCCAAUAGUUUACAGGCUCCUCAGAUGCUGCGCUUAGUCCUUUUAUUGGUGAUGACAGUUCCAAAAAGCAACAAUCCCCAUCUUGAGACUUUUCUGCCAAAUCUUAAGAGUGUACAAAAUUGCAAGAAGACACCUAAACAAAGACGGAGAGGCUUGAAAUAGGAUGCCCACAGUAGGGAAUCGUAUCAUUGGUUUGGAGAGCUUUAAUGGCAUGGGGGGGGGGUGAGUUUUUGUGUGGUCAGAUCUUGGGAAAAGAGGUGAUAGACCUUGAUGGGAGGUAAGCUCAGGUAAUCCCAACACCAAGCUUAAAGAAAAACAGAUGAAUUGGAGCCUCUUUCGCUUCCAAAUCACGAUCAUUGUCCAUUUGAGUCGCACUGUGAAAAUUGAAGCAAUGGCGAGAGAGAGAGAAAGGAUUUGCCUCAUUCUCAGUUUGGAUAAAGAUUUCUGCUACAACCUCUGUACGAAUCUCCCCCCACCCCCAUCUUUACUCGGUAUAACCAAAUUCCCAGUUGAAAGUAUUUCAGACUUUGUGGGACAAGCGCUUAUUUCUUUUUUCUUUUUCUUUUUAAUCUCUUCGUUACAAAAACAUAUUUGAAGCCUCUUUGCUAAAGAUUUUUCUGAAGUAAGUCACGUCGUUUAUUCCCUUCGCGAUACUGUUUCACUGGAAAUCCUUUCCUCGUCCCUCCACAAAAGAGGGAGAACUGAGCAAUAUUUGCAGCAGGGGGUUAAGAUCCACUGGGCUGGUAAAGUUCCCAGUGAUGAAUGGCUCCUCAUAUUUUUUUUAAAGUCAAAGGAGGAACCUCCCCUGGCAAAACUCUUUGCUUCGUGCUUCUUUAACUACCGAGUGAUAGAGCUUCCAUACUAGAAAAUAGUCUUGCACUAAUUUUUCCCUGUUGCUCCCCCGUUAUUAUUUUUUUCCUGUGUGCUUGUCUCCUUUCUCUUAACAUCACACCACCCUUCAAAUUUAGAUUUAAGUUUAAGCUGCUAAAAGUUUUUUCCAGGAGAAAACAUACAAUCACUACUUUGGAAUGUCUGUGUUUCUUCUAUCAAGUCUUGCUUUUCCUUCACAUGAACUUGUGCUUUGAUCACAAGCGAUAGCAACAGUGGGACUUUUAUGUGUGCGUGUGAAAGUUCAGUGUAAAGGCUGACCUGUUCCAUUCUCGUUUGAUCCUUCGUGUCUUCUGCAGCUUCCAAUUUCCUAAACAAAGAGGAGUUGUUCAGGGUUUUUAAGGUUUCAGCUGAUGUUUUUUUUUUACCUAAAGGAAUGCUUUGUACUCAUUUGCUUUGCCGAAGCCUCCGUUUUGGAUCUCCUUUUUAGUCACAGCAACACAGUGCAGAAAUACCAAAUUUCUAAUCUUUUCCAUUUUUGCUGCUUCUUUCAAUAGGCAGCGCAGCAUAUAAACCCAAAGCUUGGAUCUCUUCCUUUUGAAGAUAUAAACCGAUUCCCUCCCUUUAUUUGUAAAUUAGCCACCGUGUUGAAUUCUCCUUCCCCUCCUUCCAAUGAGGGUGGUUAUGUUUUGUUUUUACAAUGUGUGUGUUUCCAUACAUCAUUGCAGUGUAUGCCUCCUUUCUUUUUAACAUCAGGCAAGGAAAUGCACAGAUCCAGCUUAAGAUCUAAAUUCUAAGAGAGGAAACGCUGCUUCUGCAGUAACACCAUUUUCUUUGUAAGACUUAGCUCAAUCUUCUAUAUUCCAUUGUGGCUUUUGCUAAAUCAGAGCACUGCAUCCUAUCCUCUCCCCUCUUUGUGAAGUAUAUUCUUUCAGCAUUGACGUCUGCCACCUCUGUGUACAAACCAGAAAGCAGAUCUUGAAGUAAGUCGAGAUUAUAAGGCAACCACAACCAUUUUUAGCUGAUGUGUAAAUACACCAUCGUGGUUAUUCUUAAUGGGUGAUUUUAAAGUUACACACAGAUUGCGAGUGAAAAAAAAGGAAGAUUUACACCUAUAAGGACAGUCGUUCCAUCCAAUGAUACCUCUGCAUUGAUUUUGGGAAUAGGCUUAGGAGGUUUGAGAAUAGGCUUAGGAGGUUAAGAAUAAUUUCCCCUGUAAAUUAUAGUAUGUAAGAAACUUAACCUGUUGAGUAUCUGGCACUUGAAAAACCUUGCUUUUUACCGCUGGAGGUCCAGGACUGUGGCUGACCUCUGUCAUUAUUAAAAAUAAUUUUUUAAAAGUUUAAAAUAUGUAAAAAAAAAUCUGUGCAAUAAUUUUAAACUGUGCUCCCAGGAAUAGACACAAAUGUGUUUUUUGGGGAUUUUUAUUUUGAGUAUAUUUAAACAGCAUUUUCUUUUCCUUUAGCAAACACAAAUGUCAAUUGCACUGAACUUAAAUCUUUUAAAAAAAAGUCAGAGGUGAUUCUUGAUAGUACUUUUGUAUUUUGAUAUGGACAGUCUGUUCGUUUUUCAUACAAGCUCUUGAACUGAUGUUUCAGCUUCCUUCAAAAAAAAGUGUAUAAAAAAACGAGAUGGUGUUUGAAGUCUUUUGACACAGCUGCAAGAUUUCCACAGCAACGUUCAUAUUUCUGGUUUUGCAACUGUUUAGCUCUUGUUCUUUUGGUUGGUUGGUUUGUUUGAUUCUAGCCAUUUAAGUAUGAUAUAGCAUGUAGACUUUAUUGAAGCUUCAUUAUCACAGCUGU
Molecule: messenger RNA, 4549 nt
Organism: Thamnophis sirtalis
Lineage: Eukaryota; Metazoa; Chordata; Lepidosauria; Squamata; Natricidae
Source: RefSeq, a predicted model, not a curated record